GGGUCAUUGACGUUGAAUUCACUUACACGAUGACACAUUUACCAAUUUGCUGUGUGCCUCGCAGUAAUGAUAUCCAAGAGAGUUCACGAUGAACUGAUGGCAGUACAGCGAGUUCUACAUUAUCUUCCGGUUUCGCCAUGUACCGAGUACGGUUGGACCCCACACGAGCGCCAACUCUUUUGGAUGGCGCUCGAUCAAUAUCCAAGAGGACCCUGGACAGCCAUCGCGGAGUUCAUCGGUACCAAGUCAACCCGCCAGGCCAUGACGCAUGGCCAAAAACUCCGCCAAAAGCUCAAGCGCUGGGGCUCACGUCUUCAUCGCAACCCGACAGCACGUUCGCUCAUGGGUGGUGUCCCUUUGACCUCGCGCUCAAGUGCCACCGUCGUGACCGGCACAAAUGUUGCGAUAUCGAGUCCUCUUUCUCUAGCUAUGGCCCCACCAACGCCAUCCGGCCUCGGACCUCCACCAGCAUUGACACAAUCGCCGCCUUCGCGAUCGUACACACUCACAACACAGGGUGAGGCUCGUUCCAUGCUAGAGGACGAGGGUAGAAGCCUUCAACACAAAACGGAAAGAUUCGUCGGUAAUAAUUGCAGCAGUUCAAGGGCUAUGCACGUACAAGGCAAUCCGACGAACGCUGUUGUGUCCGGGAGUUCGGAAUUCGACAGCCUAUCAAUGAGUUAUAAACCACACACGACGGAAACUGGUCCAGUUUUACCUGCAGAUGCUUCAAUAUAUUUCGGCGAGACAAAGAGCGACGAAGACACUGUAGCUGCACGCCCAAUCUCCGAACCAGUAAUGCCUGCUCGAAAUCUGCUCGAUGAGUUGGUAGAUACGCUCUGGAGUGACCACCUGGGAGAAACGAAGUAGUCUAUAUGGUUGGCCCUUACUAUUAAGAUGGAGUCUGGGUUACAUACAAUUCGUUUCCAGCUUUCGUUAGUCGACCAGUAUCACGGAUCUAUGGCUUCGCUUGUUAGCGAAGGCUGAGCCCAAUUUGUACCAACCCACUUCGUGUUCGGCUCACUGCACAAUAAGGAGCGCAGAUCCUUCUUUAUCCUAGGGUAGCCAAACAUGCUUUAAGCUGACUCGUGGUAAUUUCCCACCGAAUAUCCACCAUCACUCAAGCC
This is a messenger RNA of Phytophthora nicotianae INRA-310, 1127 nucleotides long. RefSeq lists its product as hypothetical. The record is from RefSeq and is a predicted model, not a curated record. Lineage: Eukaryota; Oomycota; Peronosporomycetes; Peronosporales; Peronosporaceae. The transcript has a single exon. The coding region runs from base 67 to 870 and encodes 267 amino acids.